This is a messenger RNA of Syzygium oleosum, 1632 nucleotides long. Its product is annotated as transcription factor SRM1-like. The record is from RefSeq and is a predicted model, not a curated record. NCBI's taxonomy places the organism in Eukaryota, Viridiplantae, Streptophyta, Magnoliopsida, Myrtales, Myrtaceae. The transcript is spliced from 3 exons. Gene Ontology annotation, molecular function: DNA binding. Bases 494 to 1381 code for a protein of 295 amino acids.
AAGAACAGAGUUUGCAACUUUGACCGAUCUUCGUAGGCUUCGCCAACUGAGAAGAAGAAGAAGGAAGGUGAUUUUCACAGACCCAGAUCAUCUGUCAGACUGCUUUGCUGGUUUGGAUGGGAAGAAAGUUACUGGAAAUCAGCUGUCGCUGUGUUGGUCAUCAAUUCACAGGAUUCAAGUUUCCAAAUAGGGGGGCUAGAUACAAUUCAUUUCUUCACACAAUCCUCACUGGGAUUUUUUGAUAUUUCUUGGGGGUGAUCUCGAGUCCAGCUUUCUUGGCAUUAUCUAUGCCUGUCUGUUUCUCUCCAGGCUCAACUCUAAGCUUCGGCCAGGCUGUUUGGGAGUCAUUUUUUUUGUUAUAUCAACUCAACCUACAGUUGUUAUUGGAUCCUUACACCAAAUACAUACCCUUCUGAAUCCUACAGGCUGAUUUGGACUAAUUGUAGUCCGUCAAUCAACGAUCUCUUCCGGUAGCUGACGUAGCUUUAGCUAUAUGACCAAGGACGAAACGACGAGUGACUGCUCCUGGAGUAGAGAGCAGGAUAAAGCGUUUGAGAAUGCACUGGCGACGUACCCGGAAGAUUUGGCUGAUCGAUGGGAGAAGAUAGCCGCCGAUGUGCCCGGGAAAACUGUAGAAGAGAUUAAUCGUCACUAUGAAAUUCUGGUCGAUGAUGUCAAUAGGAUAGGGUCGGGUUGUGUGGAACUGCCUCCUUACAGUUGUUCAAAGGGUUCAGUGAGCCAUGGCAGCGAUGAGACGAGUAGUAAGAAGGGCGGUCAUGUUGGGAAUCUCCAUGGCGACUCCAAUCACGGGGUGAAGGCAUCGAGGUCAGACCAAGAACGUCGGAAGGGAAUUGCUUGGACGGAAGAAGAACACAGAUUAUUCCUACUUGGCUUAGAUAAAUAUGGGAAGGGAGAUUGGCGAAGCAUUUCCCGAAACUUUGUGGUGACAAGAACACCUACACAAGUGGCUAGCCAUGCCCAGAAGUACUUCAUAAGGUUGAACUCGAUGAACAAAGAUAGGAGGCGUUCUAGCAUUCACGAUAUUACCAGUAUUGACAACAGAGAACUCUCGACACCCCAAGCACCAAUCACUGGUCAAACAGACAGUUCUACGGCAGGAGUUUCAUCCAGCAAACCUAGUAAACAGUCCUCUCAACCACCAACUGGCCCUGCCAGUGUCAGUAUUUAUGGUGCUCCAAUGAUCGGGCAACCAAUAGGCGGGCCGCUUGUUUCUGCUGUCGGGACUCCAGUGAACCUCCCUGGUCCCUCACUUAUGGCAUAUGGUGUUAGAGCCCCGGUGCCAGGGGCCAUGGUUCCUGGUGCACCCAUGAAUGUAGGUCACGUAACAUAUUCGAUGCCGCAUGCAUCAGCUCAGAGGUAAUUAGUACAUGAGAUGUAAAUUAAAGACUGAAAGGUAUAUUGGUUGUGCUCUGUGAUAUAGCAAGGAUCACUACUUAGAGUCCUGUUCUGUGAGGUCUGUUGUCUCGAUUCUUUGGUGGCCUUCUUUUGGCCUUGCAUCUAUUUUCUUGAUUGUCUCUUCUCUGCUUACGAGUAGUGCUUGUGAGAUGAGAAUAUACUAUGCUUAGAAAUUCAAACCAAUUCGAGUUCUCCGAUUGUCAGUGGAUCUUGGGA